Messenger RNA from Anoplopoma fimbria (sablefish), 2584 nucleotides. RefSeq names its product grainyhead-like transcription factor 3 (gene grhl3). The transcript is spliced from 15 exons. NCBI's taxonomy places the organism in Eukaryota, Metazoa, Chordata, Actinopteri, Perciformes, Anoplopomatidae. Gene Ontology annotation, cellular component: nucleus. Bases 18 to 1712 code for a protein of 564 amino acids. Gene Ontology annotation, molecular function: RNA polymerase II cis-regulatory region sequence-specific DNA binding; DNA-binding transcription activator activity, RNA polymerase II-specific. The record is from RefSeq and is a predicted model, not a curated record. Gene Ontology annotation, biological process: regulation of transcription by RNA polymerase II.
UGACUUGGAUUGGAGACAUGACCAAAGAGACUGAGACUCUGGGACUGGUCUUUCAGAGCGAGAACUUCAACUUUAACCGUUACAAUAACUACGCCAUGGACUCGUGGUCCUACCUGGAGAGCACUCUCCCCGAGCAGAACCACCCCAAACCCAGACUCCAUCCAGGAGACGACCUGGCAGCCUUAACCAUGCUUUAUGAACAGUGCAAGAACCAGAAAGAUCACAAGAUUAUUACCAACCGCGCUGGCAACAUCUGCAAAACAGAGAGGAAUCUAACCAACACCAAUGAGCUUGUUUCAUUGGAGGCGUCCGCCAACGUCAUGAAGAUCCUCUCUGAGAGUGUUCCCUUAAGCCAUCACCAAGACGUUUUGGGAUCCAAGCAGAACAUCUCACUGCCCAUCUCCGGUCCUACCACCUCAGACACCUACGCCACCCUGACCAGCGUUGUGGCGGACAAUUACGACAAGCAGGAGCUCAACAUCAUCUUUGAUUCCCUGCUGACCGGUACUUUCCCCGAUCCGAGCACCGAGACUCUUCCCUAUAGCGAUCCCUUCCCUGAAGACCAGUCUAGCCCAGUAUACACAGGCUCCUACACCGGCUCUCCACCAGAGAGAUUCAGGAAUGAGUUCCAGUUUUCCCUGGGAGCUCCCUUGGCUUCUUCUUACAAGUCCAGUGAGCUGCCCAUGGUCUACCUGAACAAGGGCCAGUUCUACCCCAUCACUCUCCAGGGAGUGGACAGCAGUGCCUGCCUCACUGCCACUAAAGUCAAGACAGUGGUGAUGGCUGUGUUUGAAAAUGACAAGAGCCCAGAAAUGCAGCUCCGCUUUUGGAAUCACUGGCACGCACGUCAGCCAACCGCCAAGCAGAGGGUCAUUGACAUCGCAGACUACAAAGAAGUUUUCAGCGGCGUAAGCAACGUAGAGGAGGUGGCUUUCAACGCUCUCUCCUUUGUUUGGAACCCCAAUGAAGAAGCCAAGGUGUACAUCGGCAUCAACUCCCUAAGCACAGACUUUUCGGCUCAGAAGGGAGUCAAAGGCCUGCCUCUAAACCUGCAGAUCGACACGUACGACUUCAGCUCGGGAACCAACCAGCUCCUCCACAGAGCCGCUUGCCAGGUCAAGAUUUUCUGCGAUAAGGGUGCUGAGAGGAAGAUGCGUGAUGAGGAGAGGAAAAGAAGUAAGAGGAGGGUGAAGCCCGAUGCUAACACCAACAAGUCUUUAGUGAGCAGCUCCAUGGGCAGCGACUGUACCUUCUUCCAAACCCUGGAAGAUCACAUCACCCAGCCAGUUCUCUUUAUUCCAGAAACACACCUCUCCAGCUUACAGCGCAUGGCCCCUCCCAUCGACGAAAACGAAAGGAGUUCUAUGAAGAGAUUGUACACAGACAGAGACCAGAUCAGCUCUCCACCAAGCAAACAAGCCCGCAGAGAAGACCCACAAAGAGUUCUGCUGUACGUGAGGACGCACACUGAAGAGGUGUUUGAUGCGCUCAUGCUCAGCGCGCCGACACUGUCAGGCCUACAGGAUGCUGUUUCAGAGAAGUACGGUAUCCAAAAAGAAAACAUUGGGAAAAUCUAUAAAAAGUGCAAGAGAGGGAUUUACGUCAACAUGGACGACAACAUCAUUCAACAUUACACCAACCAGUCGGCCUUCCUCAUUGAGAUGUCCGAGGUCAUCAGCGGCCAGUUCCAGGUCACCCUCAUUGAAGUAUGAGAGCAAGCAUCUAAUCAGCCGCCUGCUCCACUGAAGGAUGUAACAAUUCACAGCUGCCAGUUCGAUCCAUCUCUAAUAGCACUGCUCAGUCAAAGACAAUGUAAGCUGUGGACUGCCAAAACCAAUAAGAGAACUGGGCUGAAGAGAGAGAGAGAGCUUUUUUCCGAUUUCAGUUGAAAACGUCAAUCAGUUUUCUCGAUGUUGUAAAUACCACUCGCCCCAUGAUUUUGUUAUUUGAAUUGUAACGUAAGAGCAAUUAUGCUAAACAGCCUGUACAUAUAUAAUGUAAAUAGAAUUUAAUAAGACAGUGUUUUAUGAACUAGCCAUGUGCAUGUCGCAAUUCAUUUUCCACAUAUUGCUAUGUAUUUCAAUUUUUUUUUACAGAGCUCUGCACAUGUGGACACAUUGUGUACAGCGUAUUUUCGAUAUUGUCAGAGGUUGCUAUUCUUGCUGCUUUUAAUGUAUCCAUCAUUUCUUCUACAAGAGCCAAUGGUGCAUUUCCCCACCCACAACCUACUUAUGAUGCCUUUCAAUGCCAUAAGUAUCUUCCUGUAAGUUCCUGUUAGUCUCAUGACUAAAAUGGCCCGACGGUUUAAUUCAUAACCAGAAGUCAGACAUUUCCAGCCAUAAAACCACACAAUAGUUAGUAUUGGCCAUCAUUUAGUCCAGAGUUGUGGACAUUUCCUUCCUUUAUGGUGUAACCACAGAGUUUUCCUGUAAACAGUUCAAACCCCCGACACCCUCAUGCCUGCCAGAGGACUUUCAUAGUAUGCGUGUGUGUAUGUAAAAAGUUGUAGGAUUUUUUUUUUUCCUUUUACGUUAUGCAUCAUUUCAAAACAAGCAUGUAUCCCUGUAAUAUUUCAUUAUUAUAU